Humulus lupulus (European hop) is the source of this 720-nucleotide messenger RNA. RefSeq lists its product as uncharacterized. The record is from RefSeq and is a predicted model, not a curated record. The transcript is spliced from 6 exons. Lineage: Eukaryota; Viridiplantae; Streptophyta; Magnoliopsida; Rosales; Cannabaceae. The coding region runs from base 48 to 548 and encodes 166 amino acids. Gene Ontology annotation, biological process: rRNA 5'-end processing.
UACUGACACAAUACAUAUUCAACUGGCUUAUCUUAAAAACUAUACAGAUGAGGUACGUGAAGUCUUUAAGCUUAUUCCAAGACUUGCUUAAGACUGAUGGACUUGAACGUGGGCGCUUGCUCGGUUUAGACGUUGGUACUCCGUACAUUGGUUUGGCUGUUUUUGGUCUAAACAACAAUAUAGCUUCACCUUUGAGUGUUCUUGUAAGGAAAAAGUACAAUAUUGAGUUAAUAGCUGAUAAUUUUAAGUGUCUGAUAUCUGAACUUUCUUUGGAAGGAUUUGUUGUGGGCUUAACUUUUGACCGACAAAAGAGUACUACUGAUUCUGUGCUUGUGAAGCUCUUCUUGGAUGAACUAAGCAAUACAAACAAACUUACCGGUAUCAAAUACACAUACUGGGAUGAGCGCUUUACCUCAAGGAAUGUGGAAAUGCUGAUAAAGCCUUUGAAUUUACAUCCGGUUCAUUCGAAGACAAUCGUCGAUAAGUUUGCUGCGGUUGGCAUUCUACAGGAAUACCUGGAUUAUGUGAACAAGAAACAGAAGAAAUGAAAGUGUCUUUAUGUUUUUGGUCUUAAGCUUUUGAGGUUCCCAAAAAUUAGAGAAUGGUUGACUGUAGAUUACUUGUGUGAUCACCUUCAUAAUUAGAUUAGAUAAGACUAAUGAAUGUGUAAAGCUUAGAACUUUCUUCUUCAUAUGAAAUGAAAUUUAUUGUUUUCUUUAA